UGGUGUAAUGAAGCAAUUUGCCUAAUGGUUGAGUAAAUUAAAUGUUUGGGUUUGGUCUCCAUGACAACCAGCUGUUCAUAAUUAGUUAAUCAAGACAGGCAGAGUUGAGGCUUAUGUCAAGAGGUCGUAAGGUGCUUGAAUCAUUUGGUUAUCAGGUAGUUUGGGUCCAUACCACUGAAACAAUGCAUCGAGCUCUGCCCAUAUAUCUGAGUAUCCUUUUGAUUGGCUCUGUAUUUGCUGGAGGUUCCUGGUGUGCCAACACGGCAAGAGCCCGAGCAGCUGCCCUGGGUUUGGACCUCCCUAGGACCCAGUUUGUCCCUUACAACCUUCGACCAACACGCCAUAGGAGUUUUGAUCCCAUAAAAACCCACUAUGAAAAUAAUGAUGGGCCCAAAGAGGCUGAGUUUGAGCCUAUCCUUCUGCGCAACAGUAAAAUCCAAGGGGAUGGCUAUCCAACUGACUGGGCCUAUGGACAAGUCUUCGCCAGAGGCUUUCAACCCAAACCGUAUUCACUAAACUAUCACGGUUCUGAUCCCAGUUUGGCUGACUCUGACAGCCAUUCUGUCUACACUCCCAAGGGAGAACUUGUUAGCAGCCACAAGCCCAACUUUGAGCAGGUCAAGAAUUCUGCGCCUCGAUCAAAUGUAAUGGUAGCCCCUAGUCAGUUUGAGUACUCAGACAAAGUGGACAUUCGAGGUUACUAUAAGCCUGUUGUAGGUCAGCCUGUCCCCAGCAGACGUAGAACGGCCCAGAGUGUGGUUUCACGACCUCAGAGCAGAGGUGCUGUACCCUAUGGAAAAAGUAUCCUAUGGUCCUGGCCACAGUAGAGACUUAACCUCUCCACCAUCCCAGAGUGGACUCAUCAGCCCCAGAGCUAAGAAAAUAACGUUCCCAGACCCUGGUGUUGUCCAUUCUGUGAUCAAAGAGCUGAAAAUGAAGUGUCAGAAAAAAAAACGGAUCCUGUUGGUUAAGAUCCUAAUGGACAAACUUUCCUUUGCAAACCACCUUUGGCUCCUCAGACAAACAUACCAGUGGUGAGCAAAUCCGUGCACUUUUAAGGACAAAACAUGUAAGCUGUGUUUGAAUUCCAGUACAUUUACUUAUCCAUGACAUCACUGUUCUGAAUCACUAUUUGGUUAUGGCUCUUCCCCCACUGCCCAGUGUUUAUCCUUCAAAUAAAAUGUCUGUUUUUGA
Messenger RNA from Salvelinus fontinalis (brook trout), 1194 nucleotides. RefSeq lists its product as uncharacterized. The transcript is spliced from 3 exons. Bases 114 to 827 code for a protein of 237 amino acids. The record is from RefSeq and is a predicted model, not a curated record. Lineage: Eukaryota; Metazoa; Chordata; Actinopteri; Salmoniformes; Salmonidae.